Juglans microcarpa x Juglans regia is the source of this 1951-nucleotide messenger RNA. RefSeq lists its product as uncharacterized. The record is from RefSeq and is a predicted model, not a curated record. The transcript is spliced from 10 exons. The coding region runs from base 55 to 1680 and encodes 541 amino acids. Lineage: Eukaryota; Viridiplantae; Streptophyta; Magnoliopsida; Fagales; Juglandaceae. Gene Ontology annotation, cellular component: plasma membrane; plastoglobule.
CUGGACAUAAAAGAGGGCUGCUGCAUCCUGCAGCUGGAGAUAGAGAAGGGGAAGAUGGCGGUUUCAGCCGUGAGAUGCGGUCGCUUACCGAUAACACCAUUGUUCCACCAUCAUCGUCAUCCCCUGUUGUUUUCAUCGGGUAAAGACUAUUCUUUAAGACGAAGAAAGCUGAACAAUCGUGGCUCAAACCGUUUAUUUUUUUCUGCCCGUUAUUCUCAAGCCCAAGAUCCUUUCUCCUCUCGCCGCCUCGAAGAUACUUUAGAGACCUUGCCUAAACUGGUGGAGGAUAUUGUCCAGACAUCAAUUAACACUGGUCCUCGGGGUGCCCUUAGACUGGCCCAAGGUAUCCAAGCAUUUCUUGGUGUGGGUAGCGAGUGGCUUGCUGAUGUUUCAAAGUCCACAAAUUCAUCUGUUGGAUUACCAACUCAAUCGCAGCUUGGACUACUUUCCCCACUUUAUUUGAGGAGAUUGUUUGAACGAAUGGGAGCAACAUAUAUCAAACUAGGUCAGUUCAUUGCAUCUGCACCCACACUGUUCCCACCAGAAUAUGUCCAAGAAUUUCAGAACUGCUUUGAUAGAGCUCCUGCAGUUCCUUUCGAAUACAUCCAAAAGAUUUUGCGUGAGGAAUUGGGGAGACCCAUAGAUAGUGUCUAUGAAUAUGUUGACUCAACUCCAAUUGCUUCGGCCUCAAUAGCACAGGUUCAUGGUGCAAGGCUCAGAGGCUCUCGUGAGGAUGUAGUUAUAAAAGUCUUGAAACCUGGAAUAGAGGAUAUAUUGGUGGCAGAUCUUAAUUUUGUUUACGUAGUUGCUCGGAUAUUGGAGUUUUUGAAUCCUGAAUUCAGCCGUACAUCAUUGCAGGUUGGUAUUGUCAAAGACAUAAGAGAGUCGAUGCUUGAAGAAGUUGACUUUUACAAGGAGGCAGCAAAUAUUGAGUCCUUUAGAAGAUAUUUGGAAGCUAUGGGACUGACACAGCAGGCUACAGCUCCAAAAGUGUAUCAGUACUGCAGCACCCAACGAGUUCUGACAAUGCAAAGGCUCUACGGCGUUCCUCUUACUGACCUAGACUCUAUAACUUCGCUUGUUUCUAACCCAGAGUCUAGUCUCAUAACUGCCCUUAAUGUAUGGUUUGGUAGUUUGCUUGCCUGUGAAUCCUUCCAUGCAGAUGUGCAUGCAGGCAAUUUGUGGUUGUUACGUGAUGGCCGUAUUGGGUUUCUUGAUUUUGGAAUUGUUGGGCGGAUAUCCCCGAAAACAUGGGCUGCUAUGGAAGUAUUUUUGGCAUCGAUAGCAGCGGAAGAGUAUGAGUCAAUGGCAUCUGCCUUGAUUGAAAUGGGGGCUACAAACAAGGAUAUCGAUGCUGAGGCCUUUGCGCGAGACUUGGAAAAGAUAUUUUUGUCAAUACAGGAUUUGGAUACAGAAAUAGUUGUAGCAACAGCUAGGGGGACAACCACAAAGGCUACUGCUGUCUCUGCUAAUCUAGUUGUUGAUGAGAGGCAAAUGAAUGCACUCUUUCUUGACGUGGUUGGGGUUAGUGAAUCAUAUGGAUUGAGAUUUCCUCGUGAAUUUGCACUUCUCAUGAAGCAGCUUUUGUAUUUUGACCGGUACACCCGUUUGUUGGCUCCCAACUUGAACAUGCUUCAGGACCAGAGGAUCUCCAUUGUUUCCAAGCGAAGAAGCAAAUAAGGGGACGGUGUCAACUGAAUCUCGCUUGCAUGGAUAUCGGUUGUCCUAGGUCAAAGGCUUUAUUUUUGUCUUCUCCAUUUUGGCCUUGUAUCUAGUUCUAUAAGUGUGUAAAUACUUGUCAAAAAAAAUUUUUUGUCUUCACAUUUUUUAAAGAUGCCUAUAAGUUCUCCUGAGGUGGUAUUACCCAGAUCACAUAGAAAUACUAAGAAAGCAGGGAAGAUAUGUACUCGUUUUAUAUUUUAAGCCGAGUAUUCUUAAUGAUUUGUGGUGA